UAUUUUAGAGCUAUUAUGGUAAAAUCCAUUACCGUGUUGCGCGGGAGCAGGACAAGUUGUGUAGGCUGCUUAGCUAGCUACGAAUAUAGUACUACUUUGAGUGUCGUACGUCGCAAGAAGAAUGGCUCGGGAUUACAAACCGGGUGACCUGAUCUUUGCGAAGAUGAAGGGCUACCCUCACUGGCCUGCCAGGAUUAAUGACUACUCUGAUGGAGCUGUGAAGCCGGCCAACAUGAAGUUUCCCAUCUUUUUUUUUGGUACCCAUGAAACUGCAUUCCUAGGCCCCAAAGAUAUAUAUCCCUACCUGCCCAAUAAAGAGAAGUAUGCCAAGCCUAACAAGAGAAAGGGCUUCAACGAAGGCCUGUGGGAGGUUGAGAACAACCCAAAGGUGGAGCUGAAUGGAGAGAAGCAAAUGAUGCUGUCGGAUAACGUAACGGAGAAGGACUCUGACAGUAACCCGGAAGGAGACGAGGAGGGAGAUUAUGAGAAGAGGAAGAAACCCAAAGUGUCGGGGGCUGAGAGUGAGGCUGGACAGGAGGAGGAUGAUGAGGAGGAUGGGGGCAUGCAGGUCUCUGAACAGGGACAGCCCCAGGGCCAGGAUGACCCCACACCAAAUGAAUCUACAGACACUCCCAAACCCAAGAGAAGAAGGAAGAAAAAGAGUGAUGUAGAGGCCGACUCUGAGAAAGAGGACGCUGCCAACAGUCCCACAUCCAGCCCUCAAGAUGGAGAGGGCCCCACUCCUAAGAGGCGAGGCAGGAAGACCAAAGCUGAGAAGAUGCUCCUACUCCAGCAGCACGACCCCCAGGGCUCAGGCAGUGACAUGGACACUGCUGAGUCGGAGAGAAAGAGAAAGAGGACGCCGGAAGACAAGUCCAAGAGAGGAGAGGAGGGGAAGAGGCUGGACGGGAGGAGAAAGAAGGAAGACAACAAAGGGAGAGAGUUGGAGGGGAAGAAGGACCCUGAUGCUAAACGGAGGAGACAGACCAAAGAGGAGAGCUCCUCUGACUCAGAGAACCAGGAGAAGAGCAAGGGGGUUGCGGGAGACCGCAAGCGGCAGCAGCCCACUCUGACCGAGACAGGGGACAAAGACGAUCGUCAACGACGCAAACCAGACGAGCAGAAAGAGCAAAACAAAGAUGAUGGAAACAAAGUGGAUGAAAGGAAAGGAGACAAGAAGAAAGAGAUAUCGAUAGAAUCGAGGCUGCAGAGGUUGCAUGGAGAAAUCAAAAUCUCCCUCAAGAUUGACAACCCAGAUGUGAAGAAGUGUCUGGUGGCGUUGGAUGAGCUGGGCAUGCUGCAGGUCACCACCCAGCACCUGCAGAAACACUCAGAGCUCAUUGCAACACUCAAAAAGAUCCGGAGGUUCAAGGCCAGCCAGGACAUCAUGGACAAGUCUACCAUGCUGUACAACAAGUUUAAGAGCAUGUUCCUGCUGGGGGAGGGGGACCAGCUGCUCAGCCAGGUGCUCAACAAGUCCAUAGCAGAGCAGAAGCAGCAGGAGGAGGCCAGGAAGGGAGCCCAGAAGAAGGCUGAUCGGGCCAGGGAGAACAACACAGAUAACAAUAUGAAUGGCGACUCCAGUCCAGAUGAUAAGAAGCAGGAGUCGGACAAGGAGAAGCCUGCUGAAGAGGCCUCUACAGGUGAUAACAGCAGGCCGUUGGCGAAUGUCCUCCAUCUCACUCUGUUCACUGUAUCUCUUUGGGCCUGACGCUGUGCUAGUUGCCGUCCCCUUUGCCGGCAGUGUAGUGAAGGCCCAAGAGGAAACCAACUGAUGAAGAAACAUCUGACUGACUAAACUGAAGGGGAUGUUGGUGCUGCUGACCUUCUCACACUAGUCCAAACACCACCAAAUCGUACAAAUCCAGGCUCUUCUCUGGUCUGAACACCCACGUCUUAAACCCUACAGAGCAGUGUCUUCCAAAGUCCUAUUUUAGAUUUCAUUUUUUAUGAUGAAUGCAUCCACUGUGGCUGUUUUUUAAACUGAUGGUAGUAAAAAGUGGUUCCACAAAUUCUUAUUUUCAAUGACAGCCUAGGAAAAGUGGUUAACGGCCUGUUCAGGGGCAGAACGACAGCUCGGGGGUUUAAACUUGCAACCUUCCGGUUACUAGUCCAACGCUCUAACCACUAGGCUACCCCAAUAAUACUUGCAUAUCUAACCCAUCCCUGACCUUACUUUGUUUGAACUAUUCUGCUAUGUGGUGAAAAUUUGACAGUAUCAUGUUUGAGAAUGUCAUGGCAAAAAUGGAGUGGGACAAGGAAGCUUUAUAGUCUGUUUUAAAAUCACUUAACGUUUGACAUCGCAAGAUCUUGCAGUUCAACUCUGAAUUAUACAAGAUAGAUAAAAUAUAUGGUAGUUACUGGUAGGAGUCUUUAUUACUAGUUAGUUUAGUAAAAUGUACUUAAUACUGACCAAUAUUAUUCUGGGUAGGUGCACAUUUUGUUCUUGCACAGAAAGGAAAUACUACUUGUGUGCCAAAGUUAUUUUUCUUCCACUCGCACACCCAAGUUUAAAUGUCUGUCUGUUGUAAAUAAGAGUAUUUUUGUGCCUGUCUGAAAGCCUGUUUAGCCUCCUUUGUAAUAAAGCAUUGCUUCAAUAACCGUUUGUCGGUAACUACAAA
This is a messenger RNA of Oncorhynchus nerka (sockeye salmon), 2621 nucleotides long. RefSeq names its product PC4 and SFRS1 interacting protein 1a (gene psip1a). The record is from RefSeq and is a predicted model, not a curated record. The transcript has 18 exons. Lineage: Eukaryota; Metazoa; Chordata; Actinopteri; Salmoniformes; Salmonidae. The coding region runs from base 122 to 1711 and encodes 529 amino acids.